UCCCGGCCACCCGCCCCAGCUUCAGGGAGAGCACAGCCCACAGGAGGAAUUCGGGGGCUUUGGAAAGGGUGCAGAGAGGUGGGACAAAAUCGGGUCGUUUCCUCCAACGACGGCUGGGGAGAAAACUCAUAGGUGCUACUCAGGGCAGUACUUGAUGCCUGCUACAUCGGCCGGUCCCAUCCAGCGCGAGGUCUGUAGCUCUGCACUGUUGAGGCCCAAGGGCCUCCUGACGUUGCAGCCCGCUGCAGGUCUGCCAGCAGAGGUGACCGGCCGCCUCAGCGCCUGGUUCUUCCCGUGGAGUCAGCAACAGGUGCGGAUGAAGAAAAGGGGGACUGAGUACCAGCCGAAGACCAUCAAGCGGCUACGGACGCACGGCUGGCUGAAGCGGAUCAGCACUCGCGGUGGCAUCGAGGUCAUCCUGCGCAGGAUGCUGAAGGGGAGGAAAUCACUGACGCACUGAUGGUGAUGGACAAGCUGUCUCUGCUCUCUGACCACAGCGGCACAUACUGUAAUAAAGACAGCGGCUAAAGUGCUGCCCCGUUGUUCAAGAUU
This is a messenger RNA of Mobula hypostoma (lesser devil ray), 552 nucleotides long. It is a transcript of the gene mrpl34, whose product is annotated as mitochondrial ribosomal protein L34. The record is from RefSeq and is a predicted model, not a curated record. The coding region runs from base 155 to 460 and encodes 101 amino acids. Lineage: Eukaryota; Metazoa; Chordata; Chondrichthyes; Myliobatiformes; Myliobatidae. Gene Ontology annotation, biological process: translation. Gene Ontology annotation, molecular function: structural constituent of ribosome. The transcript is spliced from 3 exons. Gene Ontology annotation, cellular component: ribosome; mitochondrial large ribosomal subunit.